Messenger RNA from Apis mellifera (honey bee), 1105 nucleotides. RefSeq names its product metaxin-2. NCBI's taxonomy places the organism in Eukaryota, Metazoa, Arthropoda, Insecta, Hymenoptera, Apidae. Gene Ontology annotation, cellular component: SAM complex. The transcript has 3 exons. Bases 147 to 1064 code for a protein of 305 amino acids. Gene Ontology annotation, biological process: mitochondrion organization. The record is from RefSeq and is a predicted model, not a curated record.
ACAUUAAUUUUACAAUAAAAAUGUAAAAUAAUCAAUACAUGAAAGUUCCCUUUUCCGCUAAAACAUUCAUUUGUUUUGUCAUUUGAUAAGGUUCGGAAUACUACGAAAAAAUUAAAUUUCAUCGUUAUUAACAUAAUAUUUAAAAGAUGCCUUGUCCACUAUUAGCAGAUUCUAUUACUUUAGAAUUGGAAGCUCAGGAACCAUGGCCUCAAGAAAUUAUCUUAUAUCAACCAUAUGAAGUUGAACAAAUAUUACUACCUGAUAAUGCAAAUUGCUUAGCUGUACAAGCUUUUCUUAAAAUGUGUGGCAUUGAUUUUCAAAUAGAACCAAGAAGCAAUGCAGAAUAUAUGUCCCCAUCUGGUCGUGUACCAUUUAUUAAAUGUGGAGCAUUUUUAAUACCUGAAUUUGAUAAUAUUGUGUCAUUCAUAGGAAAUAAAGGCACAAGUUUAUCUGAUCAUUUAACUGCAAAUUGCAAGGCUGAUAUGAGAGCUUAUAUGUCAUUAGUAAAUAAUGUUUUUGUAAAUGCUGAAUUAUAUAUUUGUUGGGUUGAUGAAUUGACUUUAAAUGAAGUAACUAAAGUAAGACAUGGAAGUGUAUAUCCAUGGCCAUUAAAUCAUUUUUUAAAUUGGCAAAAAAGAAAAGAAGUUAUAAAAAAACUCAAUGUACUUGGAUGGUACAAUAAAACUAUAGAAGAAGUAUGCGAAGAAGUCAAAAAUUGUUGUACAGCAUUGUCUGAAAGAUUGGAGGGUAGUGAUUACUUUUCUGGAGAUAAACCUACUGAAGUAGAUGCCCUUGUAUACGGUCAUGUGUAUGCUCUCACUUCAACCAAUCCUCUCCCAUCCACUGUUCAAGAGAUUGCUUUAACUAUACAAGAAUUUCCUAAACUACUUGAACAUACAUCAAGAAUUGAUCGAAAUUAUUUGAAUAGAACUGAAUGUCCUGUUGGUGAUUUUGAAGUUUCUGCAUCUUCUUCAAAAAAAACAUUAUGGAAUUACUCUGAUUCAAUUGAAGCAUUACCACCACUUUCAGAUGAUUCUUUUGAAAUUCUUUUUUUGAAUCCUUAAAUCCAAUUUUAAAAUAAUUUUAAUAUUUCAAAUAUUCAUUU